AUUCCGGGAAAAGGUGGACGGACGUUUCGUCGCCUGUAUUUGAGCAAAAUAACUGCACCGUUCUUAUAGCUGUUGUAUCACAAACCUACCGCAGUACCUGGUGACUGAAAAUUCAUAUUUGUUUACAGUGACACGGUCGUGGUCAGAGUGUUUGCAACAGCAGAACAAAGCAGGACAAUGACUUCAGACAGCAGAGCCAGCAAAGCCCUUAAGGUGAAGAGGGAGUGCGGGGAGAAUGUUCCGGUGCUCUCAGACAGUGAACUGAUGUCCCUGUCGGUGCGCGAACUGAACUUGCACUUGCGCGGCUUGUCGAGGGAAGAGGUACAGAAACUGAAGCAGAGGCGACGCACGCUGAAGAACCGCGGUUACGCGGCCAGCUGCCGCGUCAAACGCGUGUCGCAGCGCGAAGCUUUGGAGCAGCAGAAGAAGGAGCUGCAGAGGGAGGUGGAGCGACUGGGGGCGGAGAACGCGGGCAUGCGGCGCGAGCUGGAGGGCCUCGGCGCCCGACUUGCCGCCCUGCAGAGGUUCGCCCGAGGCCUGGAGUCUGGAGGAGGCAGCCUGUUGGCCACGGCUCCACGUCUCAACACGGCCUCUGUCAUCACUAUCGUAAAGAGCCCUCAGCAGGGACAUGCCCAGAGAGAGCAGAAGGCAUCCUAGGGCUGACUCAUACUAAUAGGACAUACACCUACACCAACCAUACAGACAUACAGACAGGACAGUUAGACAGGAACACACUGACUGAUUGACUUCUGGAGGAUUAAAGAGAUUCCUUUUAGGUAGUUAUUCAUAUCUGAAUACACUGUAUUGUAUUCUCGACACACACAUAUGUUCAUAUUUAAAACAAAGAUGUAUACAUUGACAGACAGCACUGGACAGCUGACAGAUAUAAUGGGAGCGUUUAUAGUACACUCACUCACACAGGAGACAGUGACUAAGACUUUACACCGCAGACUCUGUCCAUGUCGCUGAAUGUUUUCUCCUAUUGGUCCUUACAAAAAAAAAUUCAGUCUGCACUUUUCAUCAUGGCAUUUAUUUUUCAGCCUGUGUGCGCGGGCAAACUCUUCAUUUACGUAAUUAUUUUUUUUUCUGACCUGUUUCAUCAAUAUUAUGCUGGCCUCAGGACCAUGUCAAUGCAAUGUACGUCUGGCUUUUU
Molecule: messenger RNA, 1153 nt
Organism: Chanos chanos (milkfish)
Lineage: Eukaryota; Metazoa; Chordata; Actinopteri; Gonorynchiformes; Chanidae
Gene: maff
Product: v-maf avian musculoaponeurotic fibrosarcoma oncogene homolog F
Exons: 3
Coding region: 178-657 (159 amino acids)
Biological process (GO): regulation of transcription by RNA polymerase II; regulation of epidermal cell differentiation
Cellular component (GO): nucleus
Molecular function (GO): DNA-binding transcription factor activity, RNA polymerase II-specific; RNA polymerase II cis-regulatory region sequence-specific DNA binding
Source: RefSeq, a predicted model, not a curated record